GUCCUGCAAGGGUUAAAUGCCAGACUGCUGUCAGACAACAGCGAAAUGGCAGCAAAGAACAGAGAGCUGGAGGAGAAGAUGCGACAGAUGCAGAAGGAGAACAUCAACCCUCUGCAAGAACGCAUCAGAAAGAUGGAGGACAAGAUCACAAACGCUCCAGGCAGACAAGACGCAGCUGAGAAACUGGUAUGAGGAGAACCUCCUCCAGAUCAGGAGCGUAGGAUCCCGGAUGCAUCAGCAAACGGUCUACAGCCUCUACUUCCUGGCACAACAGAUGUACGUCAGGCAGCAGGAAGUUCUUGGAGGCAUCAACAAGAGUCUCUCAGAGACGCUCUUCCGUGUCAAGAAUCAGCUGCUGCAGGCCAACAAUGAGAUCCAGCAGAAAGAACGAAGCUGGACGGCCGAGCGUCAAACGGUGGAGCAGCUCAGGAAGGUCGUCGCUGACAAAGAAAAAGAAACGCAAAAGAUUCUGAAGCGACUGAAAGAGACUGAAAGCAACCUGCAGGAGGAAAUCCGAUUGCUGCAAGCUAACAAUAAGGAGCUGCAGGAGCAACAAAAAAAGACGGACGCCGUCAACAACGACCUGCAGGAGGAAGUCCGACUGCUGCAAGCUAACAAUAAGGAGCUGCAGGAGCAACAAAAAAAGACGGACGCCGUCAACAACGACCUGCAGGAAGAAGUCCGACUGCUGCAAGCUAACAAUAAGGAGCUGCAGGAGCAACAAAAAAAGACAGAUGCCGUCAACAACAACCUGCAGGAGGAAGUCCGACUGCUUCAAGCUAACAAUAAGGAGCUGCAGGAGCAACAAAAAAAAGACGGACGCCAUCAACAACGACCUGCAGGAGGAAGUCCGACUGCUGCAAGCUAAAAAUAAGGAGCUGCAGGAGCUACAAAAAAGGAGGGACGCCCUCAACAAAAACCUGCAGGAGGAAGUCCAACUGCUGCAAGCUAACAAUAAUGAGCUGCAGGAGCAACAAAAACAGACGGAUGCCGUCAACAACGACCUGCAGCAGAUGGUCAAACUGGUGCAAGCUAACAAUAAGGCGCUGGUGUCGUAUUGUCUCAAAAGGACAAAGAAAGGGAGUGUCUUUGAGCGCUUCAGAAAUAAUGAAAUUACGAAUGAAGAGUUGAUGGAGGAGGUAGAAGAACCAGCAGUGAAGAGGAAGAAGAAGAAAAAGAGCUUUUGGAGCUGGUUCAGGAGGAGCAAUAGGAACGUGGAGGAGGCUAAUGAUAGCUCAGUGUAGCUCCUUCUGCCUCCCCCAUCUUAUUAUAUAUAGUAUUUAUAAUUUAAAUAACAAUAAUCCUUCCUAACAAGGGUCAUUUACUAUUAGUUACACUAUAGUCCAGUUAUGAUUUAAAUCUGAAAAAAAUCCCUAAAAAACCCAUAUUGGUCGAUCCCUAUACCCUCUCUAUUUGCCCCCUUUCCCCCCUCUAUCAAAAAACCCCCCACAUCAAAUAAAAAAAACAUCAAUCAUGUUUCUGCACAUGUGGAUGAUACUUUUAAUUUUAGGAUUUUCAUGUUUUUGAAGAAAAAUGAGCUGAAUUUAAAUUGCUUUCAGGUGCUGCCGCUUGUAAAUAUUACAAGAAUUGUAAUUUAUAUUUUGUGUUUAAAUCGUCAAGUUUUAAAUAUUUUUAAGGGGAAAUUUUGACAGUUUGUUGCUUUUAUGAGGCUUCACAGAUAAUAACUUUUCAUAAUGCUGAAUUUGUUUUAUGCUGUGGUUAGUCCAGGUGUUUAUUCUGUUAAAUAUGAUGCAUAUUCUGUGUUUAUAUUAUUUUGUAUACAUACAGGUAUACUUUCUACUUGAAUAAUAUACAGGUAUAUUUUCUACUUGAAUAAAAUCUGUGUGAUAUAGAUACUAAUUUAAUGCUUAUGUCAAUAUUUCCAUUUAUGAAAGAAUCUAUGCAAUGCCACUGGCAUGUGCAA
Molecule: messenger RNA, 1924 nt
Organism: Amphiprion ocellaris (clown anemonefish)
Lineage: Eukaryota; Metazoa; Chordata; Actinopteri; Pomacentridae
Product: golgin subfamily A member 6-like protein 22
Exons: 1
Coding region: 17-868 (283 amino acids)
Source: RefSeq, a predicted model, not a curated record